AUGUCGAGCCAGCCUCUUCUUCAAACUGCUCCAGGCAAACGCAUCGCUCUGCCGACACGGGUAGAGCCAAAGGUCUUCUUUGCGAACGAACGGACUUUUCUCUCCUGGCUCAAUUUCACGGUUAUCCUCGGCGGACUAGCGGUCGGCCUGCUGAACUUCGGUGACCGCAUUGGUCGGAUAUCCGCUGCACUUUUCACCUUCAUCGCGAUGGCCGCGAUGAUUUACGCCUUGGUGACAUUCCACUGGCGCGCGCAAAGUAUUCGGCGGCGUGGACAGAGUGGGUUUGAUGAUCGCUUUGGGCCGAGUGUCCUAGCACUGGCUCUGUUGGCGGCGGUUGUGGUGAACUUUGUCCUCCGGAUUCGGGAGGGGGACUUGUAG
This is a messenger RNA of Monascus purpureus, 378 nucleotides long. Lineage: Eukaryota; Fungi; Ascomycota; Eurotiomycetes; Eurotiales; Aspergillaceae. The record is from the annotation of a GenBank genome assembly.